AUGCCUCCAGUUAAGCAUUAUUCAUCUAGUGAAGUGAAUCAGUAUGAAUUAUCAUCAAGAUUAUUAUCUCUUACUGAAAAUAAUACGUCGUAUACUCUUACACAAAUAAAUGGGCAAAGGAUUUACAGAAAGGCCCCUCAUGCAUGGAGUGGACCUGAACCUUCAAGAAACUGUGAGGUCUUCAUCGGCAGAAUUCCUCAUGAUUGCUUUGAAGACACGCUGGUGCCGCUGUUCCGUCAAGCUGGAGAGCUAUUCGAGUUUAGACUCAUGAUCAAUUUCUCAGGCUGGAAUAGAGGAUAUGCUUUUGCGAUGUACACCACCGAUGCCGAAGCAAGUAAUGCCAUACGGAUGUUCAACAACUAUAUGAUAAGACCUUCGUGGCAACUCGGUGUAUGCCCAUCUAUCAACAACUGCCGCAUAUUUAUAUCGCGGAUACCACCAACUACCCCCUCUGCUGAGAUCGUUCGCCUGCUGUAUGCUUUGACGGAUGAAGUGCAAGAGGUUCGUAUUCGUCGAUCGAUUGCGUCCUGCGCUGCGAUCGUCGAAUAUAAGUCUCACCGCGGAGCAGCGAUGGCGCGAAAGGCGCUAGUGGCCGCGGCUGCUGCGGCCUGGGGUUGCGGUGCCCGACCCGCUGUGGAUUGGUCCCUGCCGCAAUCGCCGCAGCUGCUCAAACAAUAUCGGGAGGUUGGGCGCUGGACACCUGAGCGUGGUGUUGAACUCACUCGCGCACCUGAGGAGCCUGCUGCCACUUCUCCUCCACCAGCUGCGCCAUCCUAUACCUUGGAGCCGUGGUCUCAGGCGCGCCGACUGCGUAUGAUUCAUGAGGCUCAACGAAGCGCCGCUGCCGCCGCAGAAUGGUCUAACCGCAUAAACAAUGGAAUGGAUUCCCUGGUAUCGUCGAUGACAUCGCUUGGGUUCGGGGGUGGUUUGGGACUACAGGGAGGCGAGUCGGGCGUGUGGGCCCCGCCGGGUGCUGGGUUGCUGGGCGCGGGCCCACGCCUACCGCAGCCGCCGCAGCCGCGUGAUUUUAAUCCGUGGACUGCCCGUCAUCCGCUGCAGGAGUUUAUCACUCCCGGAAAGGAGGCUCAUACACACUCGGGAAGACAGAAUGAAGAUCUUGUACUGUAUCUUACGAAGAUCUUCUAG
Molecule: messenger RNA, 1146 nt
Organism: Arctia plantaginis
Lineage: Eukaryota; Metazoa; Arthropoda; Insecta; Lepidoptera; Erebidae
Source: the annotation of a GenBank genome assembly